CAACCGACAUCAUUCGGGGCUCCGAUUACAAACCCGCUCGUGCCCUGCACAAUCGCACAUAAAUUCAACGUAAUACGUGGAGUUUUGACGUAACAACAGCUUCGCAAAAAAAAAAAAUAAAAAAAUCCGUUAAGUCUCGAUCCAAGAUCAGAAUUUCCAGGGUUUUGAGGGGUGAGAAUUGUUUUGAAUGGGGAUUCAAACAAUGGGAUCCCAAAGCAAUGGCCAGCAGUCUCAUUUACAGCCGUCUCCAUUGGUGAGACAGAAUUCAUGGUAUAGUCUCACUCUAAAUGAAGUUGAAAACCAACUAGGGAUGUUGGGAAAGCCUCUGGGUAGCAUGAACCUUGAUGAGCUUCUUGAUAAUGUAUGGACUACCGAAUCAAAUCAGUCCUUGGGAAUAGAUACUGAGAGUACCUCACCAUCAUCUUCUCUACAACGUCAGGCUAGCCUAACCUUGGCUAGAGCUUUUAGUGGGAAGACAGUUGAUCAAGUGUGGAAGGAGAUACAACAAGGCCAGAAGAAGAGGUUCGGUGAGGAGAUGAAGGGUCAGGAAAGAGAACCAACACUUGGUGAAACGACAUUGGAGGAUUUUUUGGUACAAGCAGGGCUUUUUGUUGCUGACACAUCUUUAGGUCCUACAAUGGAAUUGGAUAGCACCCCACAAAGUUUUCUGCCGCAAAUUGGAUUGUCACCUACCCCGUUACUUGGCACAUUAUCAGACACAAGUAUGAAAGGGCGGAAAAGGGAUAGCCAAGAUGCAUUUGAGAAGACCAUUGAGAGGAGGUUGAGGAGAAAGAUCAAGAAUAGGGAAUCUGCUGCACGUUCACGAGCCAGAAAGCAGGCUUACCAUAAUGAGCUGGUGAGCAAGGUUUCACGAUUGGAAGAGGAAAAUAUAAAGCUUAAUAAAGAGAAGAAAUUUGAGAAAAUUUUUCAUUGUGAAACACCUGAUCCUAAGUAUCAGCUUAGAAGAACGAGCUCAGCCUCCUUCUGACGUGUCUUCCAGCGUUGAGAGUUUUGUAGUUGUGGUAAAUGUUAGGCCUAUCCUCUUGGUUUGUUGAUGGAGCUGCUUUGGGAAUUCAUCCAAGAGUUUGGUGUUUUGUACAUUUAUAAGUUAUAGUAUUUCGGUAUUCAACUGCUUCCAGAAACUGCCAUGUUUAUAAGUUAGGCUCUCUUUAUUUUACUGAAAGACAAACUGAAUUUGUGCUGAUUAGCUUAAUUUCUCCCUUUCAUGUUAAAAGGAAAAUAGGGGAUCAACUAUAAAAGUAGAAAGAGUUGGCAUUGUGCAGUUGAAGAUUGUGAUUAACUAGUGAAAAUAUAUUGAAUGUCCUGGACUUACUAUCAAACAGUUAGAACAAUCUGUGCUA
Messenger RNA from Theobroma cacao (cacao), 1361 nucleotides. Its product is annotated as ABSCISIC ACID-INSENSITIVE 5-like protein 2. NCBI's taxonomy places the organism in Eukaryota, Viridiplantae, Streptophyta, Magnoliopsida, Malvales, Malvaceae. Gene Ontology annotation, biological process: positive regulation of DNA-templated transcription. Gene Ontology annotation, molecular function: DNA-binding transcription factor activity. The record is from RefSeq and is a predicted model, not a curated record. Gene Ontology annotation, cellular component: nucleus.